This is a messenger RNA of Gambusia affinis (western mosquitofish), 4020 nucleotides long. Its product is annotated as solute carrier family 22 member 13-like. The coding region runs from base 1349 to 2971 and encodes 540 amino acids. The record is from RefSeq and is a predicted model, not a curated record. The transcript has 10 exons. Gene Ontology annotation, cellular component: membrane. Gene Ontology annotation, molecular function: transmembrane transporter activity. Lineage: Eukaryota; Metazoa; Chordata; Actinopteri; Cyprinodontiformes; Poeciliidae. Gene Ontology annotation, biological process: transmembrane transport.
GUCGAAAUGAGCGAGAAAUUGUUUUGAUUUACAAUAAUUUGACAAAGUCUUCAUACGCCUUGAGCUUUCUCACAUUCUGUCCAUUUACAGUGACAAUCGUUGACAGCCAUGCUGAACUGUGAAAUGCAAAGGAAAAAAAAUAUGUGGUUUUCAAAAUUACAAAAAACUGAACUCUGGCUGGUGCCUGUAUUUAACCCUUUUGACUCAAUAUUUUACAAAAUCUCCUUUAACAAUUACAGCUCCAAGUGUUUUGGGGCAGCUGCCAGCGCUGCUCAACUAGAGAUACACACAAUAUAUGUGGGAACUUUUGUUUAAUGCACGAGAAAAUGCUUGACAUGUUUUGGUAAAAUAAUAAUGAUAAUUUUUUUAAAAACUUUGAAGUUUUUUGGUAAAACAGCAAAUAUAGCCAGUAACAUAUUUUCCACAAAGACGAUUUUAUUGGGACAAGAAUAAUGAAUUUCAUUUUAUUCCACUAUCUGGAUCGACUAGCGUCUGUGUUUCCAAUGAACUAAAGGAAGGAAGACAUUUAAGGUGGGGUAGGUAACUUUUAUUAAAAGUAAAUAAAUAAAUAUAGAAAAAUAAAUACAUUUAUUUUAUAUAAAUAAAUAAAUACAUUUUUACAUAUUUGUUAUUUUCACAAAACCGAUAAUCUGUGAAGGAACCAAACUCCUCCUCUUAGCUCUUAUUACAGAAAUAAGCUGCUCGGUGAGAAACAACCAAUCAUAGCCAGGAGGAGGGACUUAGUGCUGUCAAUCACUCUCGUGCACACUUUGCUACCAACAGCUGGUUAACCACAGUGGAACUCGUCAUGUGUGCUAAGGCUAGCUAGCAUGGCCGAUGACCGUCCCUGAAAUAACUUGUUUCUCUGCCACUGCUAGCACAUUUAGCGCCGCACACGAGUUGAUUGACUGCACCAACACCCUGGCUUCUGGCUCUGAUUGGCUGCUUUGGACCGGGAGCUGUGCAUUUCUUCAGUGUAAUAGUAGAACAGGGAGAGAAUCAAGGGAGCUUAAUUUUAUUUUAUUUUUCACAGAUUAUCUGUCUCAUACUGUCACAACAUGGUGAAAGUUUAAACAAAUAUGCAACAGUUACACAUAUUUUUACACAUUUCUUAAAACUCACUAUGUCCUGAGAGUAUAAUAUGAAAAAAAAGAAGCUCCUCCUCUCUUGUAGCUAACAUCAGCUUCCUUCCCUUAUUUUAACAUGUUAACCAUUGCCACACUAAGUUUGUGUUGAAUGUUGGUUUCUCCCUCAUACUCAGUGACUGAUUAGAGUCACAGUUUAAAUAUUGUUUUUUCAUGUUUGCCUUCAUAAAGACGGCUUUGGCGGCUUCUUUGUCUGCACAAAGAUGGUGGACUUUGGGGAAAUUCUUGAGACCGUCGGGGACUUUGGCUUCUUCCAAAGGCUUCUUCUCCUUGCUUUGGCCUCUCCACAUUUUUUGCUCCCAGUUUUUUUCUGCAGCUUCCUUUUCACCCAGUCCGAUCCGGAGCGGCACUGCAACACGGACUGGAUCCUCAGAGCAGCUCCUAACGUGACCACAGAGGAGCAGCUGAACCUCACCGUGCCCAGGGAGGAGGAUGGGAGCUUCAGCCGGUGUCGGAUGUUCGUCCCUGUGGACUGGGACAUCCAUGAUAUCAGGGAGUAUGGCCUCAAUGAGACGACAGGCUGCAGGGAUGGAUGGGUUUAUGGCAGCAUGCUGUAUGAAUCCACCAUAGUUACUGAUUUUGAUCUUGUCUGUGAGAAGUCUAACAUGGCGGAAGUCACUCAGACCGUCUUCAUGACGGGUAUGCUCGCAGGAUCGUUCAUCUUCGGACCAGUUGCUGACUCGUAUGGCCGCAAGAGAACCACUCAGCUUCCGGUCGUCGUCGUCCUGAUAUUUGCCGUAGUUGCCGGUGUGUCUCCAAAUGUUCACGUUUACAAUGUGUCCCAGUUUAUUGUUGGAGCGGCGCUGGGAGGAUACAGGAUGAACUCUAUAGUGUUGGCUACAGAAUGGAUUGGGAUCUCUAAAAGGUCCCUGGCCUCCUGUGUGAGCCAAAUGUUUGGAAGCUUUGGACAGUGUGCGUUGGCCGGGCUGGUCUACUUCAUCCGUGACUGGAGGAAAGCGCAGUACGUGGUGGCAGGGGCAGAGGCUGUUGUGUUCCUCUACAUAUGGUGUAUUCCUGAAUCGGCCCGGUGGCUCCUGGGGCGGGGAAGACCAAAGGAAGCCAAAGAACUGAUCCGAAAAGCUGCAGCGAUCAAUAAAAAGGAAAUCCCAGAGAACCUGCUUGACCAGGUGAGCGAGGAGAAAAAAGUGGAAAGUGGAGGAAUCAAAAUGAUUUUUACCUCAGCAGUGCUGAUAAAACAUUUCUUCAUCAUAGCCUUUGCCUGGUUUUCUUUGAACCUGGGCUACUUCUGCCUGGUUCUGAACGUGGGCAAGUUUGGUCUGGACAUCUUCCUGGUCCAGUUUCUGUUUGGGAUUUCCGAGGUGCCGGCACAUCUCCUCUGCAUCUGGUUCUUAGAGUUUUUGGGACGGAAAAAAUCGCUGUUAUCAACUCUCCUCGUAGCGGGGGUUGUUUGCCUUUUAACCUUGGCUUUUCCCCAAGACAGCGCAAUAGCCGUGACAACCCUGGUUACCAUAGGAAAGUUCUUCUUGAACUGGGCCGGCUCGGUGUGUCUGGUUUACAUUCAAGAACUGUUUCCUACUUCUAUCAGGCAAACUGCAGUGUCUUUGGGCUCCAUCGCCUUUAGAGUUGCAGGGCUGCUGUCGCCGUUACUCAACAUGCUGGCUGUGUACCACCGCUCCAUUCCCAUCAUAGUCUUUAGCAGCCUGGCUGUGCUAAGCGGAGCGCUGGUCUUCCUGCUUCCUGAGACCAGCAGAAAAGAUCUUCCUGAUUCAACAACUGAUGGCAAGAGCAACGGGGAUUUGACCAACGAGAAGACUGGAAGUGACAUCUUGGCUGAAAUCCAUACCAGAAAAUCAACCAAACUCUAAAUAACACCGAAAACCUUUUUGUUGUUUUUGUUGUUGCUUUUUCUGGAUCCUAAGUUUGAGCCUACGUGCUCAAACCGAUCAACUGGGAGAGGAUGUGGGAAAAGUCACUGGGAAACGGUUGUCCUGCAGCCUGCUGAAUGGACAUGUUUUGUGUGACGGGCGAGCAAUCUGUUCUCCGUGCAGAACAAUUUGGAAGCAUUAAGUUCAAUAAAUCAAGAAGACACAAACUAACAUUUUUUGAAUGUUUGUACUGACUCCUAAAUUGUGUUUUCUGUUAGGACUUGGGGAUAAGGAACAAAUAUAUUCUACCCAUAAUGUUAAGACUUGGUCUAUUGUUUUCCAGGACACAGGGAGGAUGACUGUGAGUUUUAAUCUACAACUGACUUCAUAGUAACUUAUUGACUGGUUAACGAUGACGAGUGUCUGACAAUAAAACAGUCGACAUUACAUCGCUGGAGUUUUGACUGUUUGCUACUUUAAAACAUUACAUAUUUAAAUAAUAAUUUGAGUCAACUCUCUGACAGAUUAAACUCCUGCUGCCUUCAAAAAAGCAGGAGUGACUAAAAAAAAGACAAAGUUUCUCUCUACACCUAUGAAAAUGAAAUAUCUUCUUUUUUUAUUAUUGCUAACAGCUCCACAAACCUUCAAACUUUAACUAUAGUAUCUAGAGUCCAAAAUGUUAUUUAACAGAUGUCAGGAAAGACUACUGAGCGUCAUGAUUUGACGAGUCGGCACGCAGUAAAAUAAUAAAAAGAGAAAAUAGAACACUUUGUACAACCUAGAGAUAAUUGGUUGUCUUGUCUGCGUUUAAGUAAAGUAUUUGUGCUAGGAAAAGCUCAAACUUUAGGACUUUUACCUGCUGUUUUGGUCAGUUUGUUUCCCAGAUUGCUUAAUCUUUUGAUCAGAAAACCAAAAAAUAUUUUAGGAUGGCAUCCGGUGAGACAUGCCAGGAUGGUAUAAACCUGGUUAAAAAAAAAAAAAAAUCAGGAAUACUUCUUCUAAGUGAAAAUGCAGUCUCAUCUUUCCUGAAUCACGCUUGCAUGGGUUUA